GCUACUGUUCCUCUGAGUCACCUUAUUAAUGCCUUUCAUUCACCAAAAAAAUCCACUACUAGUGCCAGCACAGCAUCUGUACAGCCAGUUCAGAGGGACGCUUCCCCAGAGCAUGAUCCUCAGAAGAGCGAGUCUGUAUUUAAUCUAAGAGAUCUGGGAUUGUCUGAUCUGAAAGCGAACCAUUUCAAAGAAUUGGUGAACAGGUUGCUUCCUGGCUACUGUCCAGAAAACAAAGUCUCUUCACAGUGGCAUACAUCGUACAUCUCUGCUGAGUCCUUCUUUGAAAAUAAGCAUGGUUUCAUGGAUUUUUUCGGUGUUUUGCGCUCAUCUUGUUUGUACAGACAGCAUCCUAAUCCCCUCCAAAACUUCUGUUCAGAUGUUCGGAGUUGGCCAGUUUACAUACAAACACGGAACUUCAAGACUUUGAGAUCAAGAGCAAGACGUCUGCAGUCAACAUCUGAACAAUUUACAGAAACAAAAAGUUCACUUUCUUCAAUUCUGAAGGGCUUUAUCCUGAGAAAGCGCAGGAUUGAUGUUGAAAACUUGGAUGCGCUAAUGAAAACAAAAAACAUCCCAGAAGCACACCAGGAUGCUUUUAAAACUGGUUUUGCAGAAGGCUUUUUGAAAGCACAGGUAUUCCUGCAAAAAACACUUGAUUCCUUGAGAAGAUCACGUUUGCUUUCUUUCUUUCUCUUUGUUCUUUGUUUUUACCUUGCUAUAUAUUCAUCAUUUUUACCUGGGAAAGGUUCCUUUUCUGAUGCUGUACGCUUUCGAACAUCAAGUAUCUUUGAUGCUGCAGUUGAUCCAAUCCAGUUGAAAAAUGUCACCUUCGAACAUGUAAAAGGGGUUGAAGAAGCUAAACAGGAAUUGCAAGAAGUUGUGGAGUUCCUGAAAAACCCACAUAAAUUUACUGUAUUGGGAGGUAAACUUCCGAAAGGUAUUCUGUUAGUUGGACCACCUGGUACGGGUAAAACUCUUCUUGCACGGGCAGUAGCUGGUGAGGCUGACGUUCCCUUUUAUUAUGCAUCUGGAUCAGAGUUUGAUGAGAUGUUUGUUGGUGUAGGAGCUAGUCGCAUCCGAAGCUUAUUCAGGGAAGCAAAAGCAAAUGCACCAUGUGUUAUAUUUAUCGAUGAGUUGGACUCUGUUGGUGGGAAGAGAAUUGAAUCUCCAAUGCAUCCCUAUUCAAGACAGACGAUUAAUCAACUUCUUGCUGAAAUGGAUGGCUUUAAACCUAAUGAAGGUGUUGUUAUUAUUGGUGCAACAAACUUCCCUGAAGCAUUAGAUAAUGCCUUAAUACGUCCUGGUCGCUUUGAUAUGCAAGUUACUGUUCCCAAGCCUGAUGUAAGAGGUCGUACAGAAAUUCUGAAGUGGUACCUUAAUAAAAUAAAGUAUGAUCCAUCUGUUGAUCCGGAAAUAAUUGCACGAGGCACAGUAGGAUUUUCUGGAGCAGAGCUUGAGAAUCUUGUAAAUCAAGCUGCCUUAAAGGCAGCUGUUGAUGGAAAAGAUAUGGUAACCAUGAAAGAACUAGAAUUCUCCAAGGACAAAAUUCUAAUGGGACCUGAACGUAGAAGUGUAGAAAUUGAUGAGAAAAACAGAACCAUCACUGCUUACCAUGAAUCUGGACAUGCUAUCAUUGCAUAUUACACCAAGGAUGCAAUGCCAAUCAACAAGGCUACGAUCAUGACACGAGGAACAACACUUGGACAUGUAUCUUUGCUCCCAGAAAAUGACAGAUGGAGUGAAACUAGAUCCCAGUUGCUUGCACAGAUGGAUGUCUGUAUGGGAGGAAGAGUAGCAGAAGAGCUCAUAUUUGGAAGUGAUCACAUCACAACAGGUGCUUCCAGUGAUUUUGAUAAUGCUACUAAAAUUGCCAGACUGAUGGUGACUAGAUUUGGAAUGAGCGAGAAGCUUGGAGUUAUGACCUAUACUGAUGCGGGGAAAGUUAGCCCUGAAACUCAAUCUGCAAUUGAACAGGAAGUAAGAACGCUUCUACGGGAUUCAUAUGAGCGAGCAAAGAACAUCCUGAAGACUCAUGCAAAAGAGCACAAGAAUUUAGCAGAAGCUUUAUUGAAAUACGAGACUUUGGAUGCCAAAGAAAUCCAAAUUGUUUUAGAGGGAAAAAAACUAGAAGUAAGAUGAUAACUUCUGGGAUACAGUAACUGAUAAUUUGAAGAAUGUACAUCUAGCAAUGCAGUAGUCUUAUGCAGCAUAGAGCCUUUUUUUCCCUUCCUGAUGUGUAUGGCAUUAGCGACUUUUUAAUAUUCUGUCUCUUGUGAGCUUCUGUUAUUCAUCUAUUUGUUGUGUCUCAUCAGAAUAAGACACACAAAAUAAAGCAAGUUCCUCAUCCUCU
Molecule: messenger RNA, 2350 nt
Organism: Nestor notabilis (Kea)
Lineage: Eukaryota; Metazoa; Chordata; Aves; Psittaciformes; Psittacidae
Gene: YME1L1
Product: YME1-like 1 ATPase
Exons: 18
Biological process (GO): mitochondrion organization; protein quality control for misfolded or incompletely synthesized proteins
Cellular component (GO): mitochondrial inner membrane
Molecular function (GO): ATP binding; ATP hydrolysis activity; ATP-dependent peptidase activity
Source: RefSeq, a predicted model, not a curated record